This is a messenger RNA of Amblyraja radiata (thorny skate), 3314 nucleotides long. RefSeq names its product lysyl oxidase (gene lox). NCBI's taxonomy places the organism in Eukaryota, Metazoa, Chordata, Chondrichthyes, Rajiformes, Rajidae. The coding region runs from base 449 to 1792 and encodes 447 amino acids. Gene Ontology annotation, biological process: collagen fibril organization; peptidyl-lysine oxidation. The record is from RefSeq and is a predicted model, not a curated record. Gene Ontology annotation, molecular function: protein-lysine 6-oxidase activity; copper ion binding. The transcript is spliced from 7 exons.
UGUGCAUACUUUGGCACAACACGCAGGUUGGCUGGCGAGUCGCAAAUCUAACGGAUGGUUGUCUGGGGCCAUGAAAUUCCUUCGCGUCGGCUGGAGUGGAGGAAGGGAGUGAGAGUGGAGAGGGACUGUCAAACUGCACGUUCGUUCCCAAGCAUUACGUGAACAAAUAGCGAGUAGCCUGGGAGCAGGUUGUGUAACUUUGCUAAUGUGCGAGCAACUUUAAAAUCCCUUCCUCCUCCACUCCAGGCAGUACCAAGAAAACGAGAGGCACUCCAUACAGCUGCAACCUUUGGCAAGCCAGCUUUUGAAAACAUUUUUUUUUGUAAAUAUUCUCACAUUACAUUUUGAAGUAUUACUUUACAUCUGCAUUUUAACAUAUUUGAUGGACUUUUUUUUUAAAGCAAAUUUUCUGUGGGAAUUGCACAUCUUGUUCUCAUUCGCUUAAAGGAUGAAUUAUCAGACGUCGAUGUAUUUAGUGAAGCUUUUUGGUCUUUAUUUGACUUGCCUGCUUGCAAAUGUAGACGGGCAGCAGCGGCAGCAGCAACAGCAGCAGCAGAGGCGGGAAGGCGAGAGCUCGGCUGUUUGGCGCCGGCGGAUUCAAUGGACAAAUAACGGGCGCGUUUAUAGCUUGUCGAGCCUGGGCUCCGAGUACCAGCCGCCUCAAGGCUCCAGCGGCAGCAACAGCCUCUUCCUGCUGAGUGACACCAACAGCACAGCGGGCGGCGGCGGCGGGGCCAGGCGGAGACCCUCUCCCCCAGCUCACUCCCCGCUAACUCCUUCUGGAGCCCGAGCAGCCAGACACCGGGUAGGCGCAUCGUCCACCCGAGCCCGGCAGCGCCAGGCUGGUGCCAGGCGGACAGAUGCCAGUCAGAGGCAGCACAGCACAGGUAGCAAUGACCCCAGACCUAGUUCUCAGGGAAACUCGGAGCCAGCCGGAGCCGAUGCCGGCGUGGAGCAGAGGGAGCAGAGGGCGCAGAGCAAUGUCAGAGAGAGCCCCACGGCCCAGAGGAACGCGUCGAGCCGGGGGAUCGGCAAUGAGGACAUCAUGGUCGGGGACGACCCCUACGACCCCUACAAACGCAGGGACGACAACAAUUACUACGACGCGUAUGAGAGACCCAGGGUUCGACCCCGCAGACCCGGCUAUGGUACCCGGUACUUCCAAAAUGGUUUGCCAGAUUUAAUCCCAGAUCCGUACUAUAUUCAAGCUGCAACAUACGUUCAGAAGAUGCACAUGUACAACCUAAGAUGUGCUGCAGAGGAAAAUUGCUUGGCAAGUUCAGCCUACAGUGGGAACGUCAGGGACUAUGAUAUGAGGGUUCUGCUGAGAUUCCCGCAGAGAGUGAAGAACCAAGGCACAGCAGACUUCCUUCCAAGCCGGCCUCGUUACUCAUGGGAAUGGCACAGUUGUCAUCGGCACUACCACAGCAUGGAUGAAUUUAGCCAUUAUGACCUCUUGGAUGCCUCCACGCAUAGAAGAGUAGCUGAAGGCCAUAAAGCCAGCUUUUGCCUGGAGGACACCUCUUGUGAUUAUGGGUAUUACAGAAGAUAUGCCUGUACAGCACAUUCACAGGGAUUGAGUCCAGGGUGUUAUGAUACCUACAACGCUGACAUUGAUUGCCAAUGGAUUGAUAUUACUGAUGUUAAGCCUGGAAAUUACAUAUUGAAAGUUGCAGUAAAUCCUAGCUAUUUGGUUCCAGAAUCAGACUAUGGUAAUAAUGUUGUUCGCUGUGAUCUUCGCUAUACAGGCGAUCAUGCAUAUGUCUCAGGCUGUAGGCUUUCACAAUAUUAACUUCACAAAGAGCGAGAUGUGUUAAAGAAUGGAUAUAAUAGGUAACAUUUCCAAGUCAUAAACAAGUUAAACAUCAGUCUCCUUACAUGGCACCAUUUCAACUCAAACAACUGGAACAGGUAUUAUUUGCAGAAGAUGUUGAAAUCUAAGAGAAUAUAUGCUUCCAUCUUAAAACCCGUAACACUGUGUUUGGGCCCCUGGAACCCAUCAGGACUAUUGCAGUGGAAUUAAUUUUGAUACUUUAACUCAUUCAUAAAAGAUUGAUAUUAUGAAGGCACUUGCUACAGUUUUUAUCCAUUCUGCAUGAAGGCAUUCUCCUAUGGCAAAGAAAUGCCAAGGGAAUAGUGUGGUUAGACUUUUGUUGUGAUAAGACAUUUUAUUUUUUAAAUUUAUGAAAGACAUGAUUAUUCUAACACAAUCACCUCGAUAAAGCUACCUUCUGACAUGAAAGACACAGCAUCCUGAUAACCACUGAAAACAUAUCAUGGGAUUAAGCUUGUUAUAUUAAAAUUUGAAUUAAAACUCAAUAUACUUCAUUUACAUUUAGCAACAAUCCAAUUAUAUUCUGCGCAUUGAUCCGAAACGUAAAUCCCUUACUUGUUAUCUGUGGCCAUGCACAUUUGGGUCAGCAAUUGCAAUCACAACGGAAACAUGAGAAUUAUUUCUAUUUGUCACAAUAUAUUUAUGUAAUUAAGAGGUGUGGAAACAUCCAUGCAUUUAAGUUCUUCACCAGACAUCCAAUUAAUACAUAAAUCAAUUUUGCAAUAAUAAAUUAUUUUACACCACUUCAUCCAAAUGCUAAGGAUACACAUGCAUUUUUGUAACUUUGAGCCUGACUAUUCCAUCACGAUACCCCUAAUGACCUGGUGAUAUUUAUUCCUGUGGAAUAAAUGUUAAAGACAUUUCAUUCUUAUAUUCUACAUUAAAGAGCAGAAUUAUGAUUCAUGUUCUGAAAUCUAUGGUCAAAUUAUGUAAAUAUAAAUUCAUGAGUUUACAAACGAAACAGCUCACAAUUGAAGUCUCCUAUUGCUGAGUGGUGAUUGAAGUUUGAUUUAAUAUCACCAGUAACUGUGAAAAUAUUUCACUGUAGAAUAAAUUCAUUUUAAGAACAACACCUACUUUAAAAUACAAUGGAUGGAAAAUAUUAAUAAUAAUGAAAUUGGAAUCAGAGAAACAUAAGGAACUGCAGAUACUGGAAUCUUGAGUAAAACACAAAGUGAAGGAGUAACUCGGCAGGUCAGGCAGCAUCUGGGGAGGGAAUGGAUAGGCGAUAUUUUGGGUCAGGUCCUUUCUUCAGAAAAUGGAAUGUUAUUAUCAAGAAGAUGUAAAUUUUUAAUUUUUACAUUUAGUGCAGAAUUCGUUCAUUGGAAGUAAACAUCCACAAAUAAUUUAAAUGUUUAUUUAACAAAACAAAACAUAACAAUUGAAAGUUAGAAAUAAAGAAAAUAUUUCCAGAAAAAUAUAAAAUUAGAUUAUUAUAAACAUUACCAAAGGCAAAGCCUUAAAUUGAAAAGAAAUAACA